AUGGCCGCUUUCGUCAACGUGUAUCGAUAUAGUGAGAUUGGGGAACUGUUGAGACUCAAAGGAUGCGCGAAGACUAAGUUCAUGGGAUUCAUCGCAAAGAUGGCCGGGUGCAUCAGCUCUGACUCCGGUCCCCUUAACUUCGUUUACGACGGCCACGCUUCGAAAGCGUACAAACCGCAAAGCACAGGUUCCAAACGUUCCAUUGCAGACGGUUAUUGGCGUCCUCCCGAUCAUAAGCGCACGCUUCAGUCGAAGAGCUGGAGAGCAGGGAUAACGGCCAUCUCUCCUUCGGUCCUGUUUCAUAAAACCAAUGCAAGCCCCACUUCGACGAUCGUACCGCCUUUCCUAGGUCCACCAUGGCUCGCACGACCCGGCCACUUGCAUCCCUUCGUCCAUCGACUCACGAAGGGACCUCACACGUACAUUGAUCAUCUGAUCUGUUGCGCCCCUCUACUCGUUGCCCUGAACUUAUCAGUUACCCGAUUCCCGACGCUAUGUGUCGUUACAUACAUGGUAUAUCACCCAACAGCCGCAAUGUCUGCCCGUGAGACCAGCAAAACAUUGUCUCUGGAUGCAGCGUUCACCGUGUAG
This is a messenger RNA of Laccaria bicolor S238N-H82, 591 nucleotides long. RefSeq lists its product as uncharacterized. The transcript is spliced from 4 exons. Lineage: Eukaryota; Fungi; Basidiomycota; Agaricomycetes; Agaricales; Hydnangiaceae. The record is from RefSeq and is a predicted model, not a curated record. The coding region runs from base 1 to 591 and encodes 196 amino acids.